AUGCCAUCCACAUCUAUGGCUUUGACGCCAGGGUUGGCGUCCUUUCUCCGGUCGUUGAAGACCAAUCCGAUUGACACAUCUAUCGAUAAUCUGAUCUCACUCCUCAAGCGAAGACAGAUUCGUCACUCCCGAUCAUGCGCUACCGCAACCGCUUACCUUCUCCUUCGUGUCAUCUCGGCCUGUCGGACAUCAGAUGCAGCUAAGCUUAUUGAGCGGGUCCAGAGUGUGGGAAGGCGGCUGGUGGCUGCGCAACCCAAGGAGAUGGUAGUCGGUAACAUUGUCAGGCGCGUGCUGGGCCUGAUUCGGGAUGAGGCCGAAGAUGACAGGGAAGCCGACUUCAACCUGAGUGAAGCAUCUGAGAGCCAGCCUCAAACACCCCGUGCCUUGGAUGGCUCGGACCGAGGGUCUUCCCGACCACCUUUGUCGCAGCCCGCACCGAUCUCCAUGUUCAGUCUACUUUCACACCCGGAGCCCGAAACGUCGCUUCCCGGCACCCCUGCAUCAGCUUCUCCAUCCGGAAGACUGCUGGGACACGUACAAAGCAAGGACGUUCGUGCUGAGGUUCUCGAAGGUGUCAAUGAGAUUAUCGAUGAAUUGGGCCAAGUAGAUGACCAGAUUGCGGCCUAUGCCCUCGACCAUAUCCACUCCAACGAGAUCAUCCUCACCCAUACCUCGUCCACUACCGUCCAGAAGUUCUUGCUGAAAGCUGCCGCCAAGCGGAAGUUCACCGUGAUUCACGCCGAAUCCUAUCCCAACAACCACGAAGCUACACAUGCCACUGUCAGCGGCAACAGUACUGGCGAUGAAGAGAUCCUGAGCACUGAAUCUUUCCAAAAGCCUCUGAUCGCUCUGGGCAUCACAGUCAUCCUGAUCCCGGAUUCUGCUGUCUUUGCGCUCAUGUCCCGAGUCAACAAGGUCAUCUUGGGCACACAUUCCGUUCUUGCCAAUGGUGGGCUGGUUGCCUCCGCAGGGACCCGGGUUAUUGCUCGCGCAGCAAAGGUGCACCAGACCCCUGUCGUGGUCGUGAGCGGCGUAUACAAACUUAGCCCUGUGUAUCCGUUCGAUUUCGACUCGCUAAUCGAAUAUGGCGACUCCAGCAACGUUAUCGGCUACGAGGAUGGCGACUUGGUGGAUCAGAUCGACGUUCAAAACCCUCUGUACGACUACGUCCCGGCAGAGUUGAUCGACCUCUAUAUCACCAAUUUAGGAGGCCACGCACCGUCUUAUCUUUACCGUAUUGUGUCCGACCACUAUCGCAAGGAGGACAUCAGCUUUUAA
Messenger RNA from Aspergillus oryzae RIB40, 1278 nucleotides. Its product is annotated as translation initiation factor eIF2B subunit beta. The transcript has 4 exons. Gene Ontology annotation, cellular component: eukaryotic translation initiation factor 2B complex. Gene Ontology annotation, molecular function: guanyl-nucleotide exchange factor activity; translation initiation factor activity. The coding region runs from base 1 to 1278 and encodes 425 amino acids. The record is from RefSeq and is a predicted model, not a curated record. Lineage: Eukaryota; Fungi; Ascomycota; Eurotiomycetes; Eurotiales; Aspergillaceae. Gene Ontology annotation, biological process: translational initiation.